Nematolebias whitei (Rio pearlfish) is the source of this 2625-nucleotide messenger RNA. Its product is annotated as inactive dipeptidyl peptidase 10. The coding region runs from base 107 to 2482 and encodes 791 amino acids. The record is from RefSeq and is a predicted model, not a curated record. The transcript has 26 exons. Lineage: Eukaryota; Metazoa; Chordata; Actinopteri; Cyprinodontiformes; Rivulidae. Gene Ontology annotation, molecular function: dipeptidyl-peptidase activity; serine-type peptidase activity. Gene Ontology annotation, biological process: proteolysis.
ACUUACAAGAAGCGGAGCAGGAAGCAGAGUGCAGCAGCAGCAGCAGCAGCAUCUCGGCAGGUUGUUGUGUCCUCCUGUGGAAGCACAGAGCUUGUUGCAGGUCACGAUGAUCGCCACAACUCAACAGAACAUGACCACGGAGCUGCAAGACCUGGGGAGCACAGACGGUCCCCCACGGAACUGGAAGGGCAUCGGGAUCGCCAUGGUGGUGAUCCUGGCCGUGAUGUCUCUGGUUAUUCUCUCUGUCUUCCUCCUCACUCCGGACGAGUCCCACUUGUUACUUCACUCCUAUGUGACCAUGGAGGAUCUGGAGAGUGACGACUUCAAAAUUCACGAUCCUCGUGUGAUGUGGUUAGACGAGAAUGAAGUGGCUCUGCGCACCCGAGAGGGACACGUCCUGACGGUCAGCCUCAACAACAACACGACCACAACUCUGCUGGACAACAGCUCGCUGGACCUGACCUCGACUAAAUUCCAAGUGUCGGCAGACAAGAAGUUUGUGCUGUUGGCGUACAACGUCCGACCGGUGUUUUCUCAGUCCUUCACAGCCUCCUAUGCUAUCUACACUGUGGCUAAUGGGGAUCUGCUGGAGCUUCAGCCUCCUGAAGGGGAGAAGACAGAACUGCAGUACGCUUCCUGGGGACCUCAGGGGAACCAGCUGGCGUACGUGUUUGAUGGAGAUAUCUACUACAAGCCCAGCGUGAUGAGCAAAGCCCUGCGCCUCACGUCCACCAACCAGGAGCAGAAUGUGGUGAAUGGACUGUCUGACUGGAUUUAUGAAGAGGAGGUGCUUUUGACAUAUGCUGCCCAUUGGUGGUCUCUGGACGGUGCCAGGCUGGCUUACCUCCGCAUCAACAACUCUGCUACACCUGUGAUGGAGCUACCUCACUUCCUGGGUGGCAUCUAUCCCUCCAACAUUAUCUUCCCCUACCCAAAGGCCGGCUCUGGUAUCCCAUCAGUCAGUCUGUUUGUGGUGAAUCUGUACGGUCCAGCUCACACUCUGGAGAUGCUGCCUCCUGACUCCCUCAGAGCCAGAGAAAGCUACAUCUCCAUGGUGACCUGGAUCAGCAGCACCAGGCUGGCGGUGCGCUGGCUAAACCGGGCCCAAAACCAAUCAGUGCUCUGCGUGUGCGAGGCCACCACGGGGGCAUGUUCAGUGAAACACAAAAUGACCAUGGACAUCAUGCAGAACCAGCGACAGGAUGUGCCGUUGUUCACAUCGAACGGCGCCGUCUUUUACACCAUCCUGCCUGCAAAGCAAGGCGCUCGUGGAGAGUUUCACCACGUUGCUGGUCUUUCAGCACAGCCUGCCAUCCCUUCUGUCCCUCCUCGCUUCUUGACAUCUGGGAGCUGGGAUGUCGCCUCGCUGUGCGCCUUAGACGAGCAGGCUGGCAAAAUAUACUUUCUGAGCACAGAGGAAUCGAGACAGAGCCGACAUCUGUACAGUGUGGACCUGAAAGGAGUGUUUGAGCGCCAGUGCAUCUCAUGUCACCUCAUCGAUGGUUGUGGCUUCUUCAAAGCUGUUUUCAGCCCCAAUCAAACCCACUUCACCCUCUACUGUUUGGGUCCGGGAAUCCCUAAAGUGACAGUCCACAAUACAAAGGACCCCUCCAGAUUUGUCAUCCUGGAGGAUAACAGCCCUCUGUCUAAAGCUCUGGAGGAGAAGAAGCUCCCUGAGACUCUGUUCAGGACGGUCCAGGCAGACAACCAUGAUCUGCACCUGAAGCUGUCUCUACCUCAGGGCUAUGAGGCCAACCUGCUCCCGCUCCUCGUCAUGGUGGACAGCACUCCUGGGAGUCAGUCUGUGACGGAGGAGUUUGCCCUGGACUGGCCUCAGGUCCUCUGCAGUACGCACAAUGUGGCCUUGGCCUGGGUGGACGGCAGGAGCGGGGUCGGGCGUGGACAGAAGACCGUGGCCGUCGAUCCACGAAAGCUCGGCUCACUGAGAGUCAAAGAUUAUCUCCGAGUCGUAGAGCUGCUGAUGCGUCUGCCUUACAUCGACGAUCGACGGAUAGCUCUAUAUGGAAAGGCGUUUGGAGGUUAUUUAUCUCUCAAAAUGUUAGCUGCAACAAAUAAGCUCUUUCAGUGUGCGGCAGCUGUGGCCCCGGUUACAGAUUUCAAGCUUUAUAGUGCUGCCUUUUCAGAACGGUAUCUUGGCCUUCCAGCCAAGGAGGAGCAUGCUUAUUCUACCUCCUCUCUCCUUGACGAGGUAAAUAAAUUAAAAGACGAGAACUUCCUUAUUGUACAUGGAACUGCAGAUGCCAGGGUCCACUUCCAGCACAGCGCUGAGCUCCUGAGCCGACUGGUGAAGGCGGAGGCCAACUACUCGCUGCAGCUGUACCCCGACGCAGGCCACAUCCUCAGAGACCCCCACAGCAUCCAACACUUCCAGCGGACUGUGGUGAACUACCUCCAAACCUGCCUGAAGCACAGCACCCUUCUAGAGCUCCCAGAAGAUGAUGAUGAGGAGGAAGAUGACUGAGCUCCCUUUCACUUCUCCUGCCAAGACUCUGGGAGCGGACAUGUUCUGCAUCACCUUGGGUCAGGUUACCAGACAAAAGAGCAGAGGAGAGUGGGGACCAAAAAAACAUCACAUCACUUCCUGUAACUUCUGGAAAAGUUGAU